AUGUUUGCCUGGCUUCAUUAUGAUGAAUCUAAAGAUCGUGCAUUUUGUUUUGAUCGUGUUUCAUUUUAUCAUAAGACAAAUAAUAAAUUAAAUAAACACACAGAAUUAUCUUUUAUAGUAAAUGGUUUUAAUAAUUGGAAAAAAGCAUCUGAAAAAUUUCAAUCCCAUGAAAACGGUAAAAUGCACGUCAACUCUAUACAUUUUCUUUUAAGUAUUAAUACUAAUGUAUCAGUAAUUUCUUUAUUAUCAAAACAAAAAAUUGAAGAACAAAAAAAUGCAUCCACAGCCUUAUUAACAAUUAUUAGUACUUUGCGAUACCUUAGUCAGAUGGGAAUAAGUAUUAGAGGUCAUUCUCAUAAUGAUGGCAAUUUUCUUUCCUUAUUAGAAGAAAGGUGUGUAGAUGUUCCAUGCUUAAGAUAUUGGAUACAACAGAAAAAUAAUUGGCUUAGUUCAGAUAUUCAGAAUGAAAUUUUAGAAAUAAUGUCAUUAAAUUUACAGCGUGAACUUGUGCAAUCAAUAAAAAAAAUCAGAAUACUUCUCUAUAAUUGCUGA
Messenger RNA from Macrosiphum euphorbiae (potato aphid), 552 nucleotides. The record is from the annotation of a GenBank genome assembly. NCBI's taxonomy places the organism in Eukaryota, Metazoa, Arthropoda, Insecta, Hemiptera, Aphididae.